AGCUUGGCCCCAGAGUCUGUCGUCAUUCUGUGGUUCCCAAACCCAAGACCCAAGGGAAGUCCUUGUCUAAGGGCCGGUGUAUCCAAUGAUACUUGAAAAUCGCUUUCAUCGUAUUAUGAUUAAAGAAACAGUUUAAAGGAGAGGUGAGCCCUGAGGCAGGCCGGUGCUCUUUAACCUGUGAGAGGUGGGUUUUUUUUUUGCUAAGGAUUUACAUUAGCUGUGAGACAGCAAUGGUUUCAUCCGAAAGAAACUGCCAUGCUUCACCUGUGCCCCACCUCCAGCCCAUCUUGCCAAGUGAUAGCGCAGAUGUGGCUCGUUUUAAGAAUACUAGGAAGGAGUAAAAGGGACUAGAGCGAAGGCAGGAACACUCAACCAUGCUUCCAGUGCCUUCUGGUUGUUCCUAGUCUUUUCUCCCUAGUGCCCCGGUGCCUCUCCUACCUGAAGGUGUGAUGCCAUCACCUCUAGCCCUGUAUCGCUACGCCCAUGGCAAGCUGUCACCCUCGGUGGACUCGCGGCCCUGCAGCAGUCCCUUGGUGGUUCCCAGGAAGGCAGGGAAACUGUUACUGGGGGCCACUUCUCCUCGGGCCCCGCGGCUGCCACGCGGGCAGGCCUGGUGCUCCAUCGACUGGGAACAGGUAUGCCUACUGUACAAGCUGGGUUCCGGAGGGUUUGGGUCGGUGUACAAAGCCACUUACCGAGGUGUUCCCGUGGCCAUAAAGCAAGUGAACAAGUGCACCAAGAACCUACAUGCAUCCCAGCAGAGUUUCUGGGCUGAACUCAACAUUGCAAGGCUGCGCCACGACAACAUAGUCGGGGUUGUGGCUGCCAGCACGCGCACGCCCAAAGACUCCAACAGCCUGGGUACCAUAAUCAUGGAGUUUGGGGGUAAUGUCACUCUACACCAAGUCAUCUACGGUGCCACCAGCUCUCCAGGACCCCUAAGCUGCAGCAGAGAACCACUGAGUUUGGGGAAGUGCCUUCAGUAUUCCCUAGAUAUUGUUCGCGGCCUGCUUUUUCUCCACUCACAAAGCAUUUUGCACUUGGACCUGAAACCAGCGAACAUUUUGAUCAGUGAGCAGGACAUCUGUAAGAUUAGCGACUUUGGCUGCUCCCAGAAGUUGCAAGAUCUGUGCUGCAGUCAGACGCGCCCUCACCACAUAGGAGGCACCUACACGCACCAAGCUCCCGAGCUCCUGAAAGGAGAGAGCGCCACGCCCAAAGCCGACAUCUACUCUUUCGGUAUCACCCUCUGGCAGAUGGCCACCAGGGAAGUGCCUUACUCAGGCGAGCGUCUGCAGGUGCUGUACGCGGUGGUGGCCUACAAUCUGCGCCCGUCGCUGGCGGGAGCGGUGUUCACUACCUCCCCGGUGGGGCAGACGCUGCAGAGCAUCCUCUGUAGCUGCUGGGAGGCCCGCGCCCUGCAGAGGCCCGGUGCAGAACUGCUGCUGAGAGACCUGAACGCCUUCCGAGAGGCACUGGGCUGA
This is a messenger RNA of Myodes glareolus (Bank vole), 1484 nucleotides long. RefSeq names its product MOS proto-oncogene, serine/threonine kinase (gene Mos). The record is from RefSeq and is a predicted model, not a curated record. Gene Ontology annotation, biological process: protein phosphorylation. NCBI's taxonomy places the organism in Eukaryota, Metazoa, Chordata, Mammalia, Rodentia, Cricetidae. Gene Ontology annotation, molecular function: ATP binding; protein serine/threonine kinase activity.